AUGUUGAGCCGCCUCUGGACUUCUUCCUCCCAGCACAAGCAUCAGCACCAACUCAUUCUGGCCCUUCUCCUUUUGCUGCACCCAUUCUCUGCCACUGCCCAAACUGGACCCAACAUAACUCUUGGCUCCACCCUGUCCGCCCAGGGCAAUAACCCCGCCUUGUGGGCACUGUCCCCUGCCGGUGAUUUUGCCUUCGGAUUCAUUCCCCUCCAACCAGACCGGUUCCUCCUCGCCAUUUGGUUCGCCAAAAUAACCACAAACCUGACCGUAGUUUGGUCUGCUAACGGAGCUCAGCCGGUGCAGACAGGAUCCAAGGCGUCCCUGACCAGCAACGGCCGAUUAUCUCUCCAAGACCACAAUGGCCAAGAGAUCUGGUCCCCGGGUGUCGGGGGCGUCGCAUACGCCACCAUGCUCGAUGCCGGAGACCUCGCGCUGAUGAGCUCCGAUGGUACGGGCUACGCAUGGCACAGCUUCGAGCAUCCGACCGACACGAUCCUGCCGACACAGGUGAUGAAAAAAGGAGGAUUGCUUUCCUCCCGCAGCUCAUCUAGUGCGGGCGAUUACUCUCUGGGAAGGUUUCAGCUCCGCCUGCUGCCCGACGGCAACCUCUGUUUGAACACCAUAGCCUCGCCCACCGACCACCCCUACGAGGCCUACUGGCUUACCAAGGGCACCCUAGGUACCGGCUCCUAUCUGGUAUUCAACCAAUCAUCCGGCAUUCAGGAAGUGCAAGAGAAUUCGAGCCGUGUCAAUGUCACGUAUGCAAAUAUUGGGUCCCCUGAAGAUUACUACCAGAGGGCGACGCUCGAUCCUGAUGGAGUCUUCCGGCACUACACACACCCGAAGCCCGGUGCAGGCAAUGAGAGCUAUCUAGAUUCGUGGUCGGUGGCGGAUUUCAUACCUGAAAACAUCUGCAGCGCGGUCAUCGUGGAGAAGGGGGGUAGCGGAGCCUGCGGAUUCAACAGCUACUGCCAGUUCGCCAGCAAUCAGAAGACCUGCCUCUGUCCAGAACGAUAUACAAAUGUGGAUCCGACCGACAUCAGCAAAGGAUGCAUGCCGGACUUUGCCGAGCCGAGAUGCGAUGCAUAUGACUCGGCUGAUUUUGUACUGACGACGAUGCCCAACACCAAUUGGACGAACACGGCCUACGAAUGGCUCUCACCGAUGGUGGAGGAUCAGUGCCGGCAAUCGUGCUUGGAGGAUUGUCGCUGCAUGAUGGCGAUAUCCAAGGAUGGUGACUGCUUGAAGAAGGCGAUGCCCCUCUCGGGAGGGAGGGUGGAUCUAGCAUAUGGAGGGAAAGCUCUGUUCAAGAUACCCAGGGUCGACACUUCCGCUCCUCCUCCCGGAUUGAGCAGAGGGAGGAAAAGCCCGCCGGUCAUUAUUUCUGCAAUGCUCGGUUGCUCGGCUUUCGUCAACAUCCUGUUGAUCUCCGCCAUAGCCUUGCUCUUCCUCUCCUCACAUCAUCGCAAGAGAUCACCUCGAGCUCAGAUAGACAGCAGGACGGUGGGAGAUCACUUGCAAGCUUUCGGUUACCCCACGUUAGAAGAAGCUACCCGCAAGUUUGGGGAAAUACUGGGCCAAGGUGCGUUUGGUACAGUCUACAAGGGGGUCUUGACCCUCCGUGAGGCUCAGGCACUUGUUGCGGUAAAGAAGCUAGACAAACUGGCACGAGAUGGCGAAAAGGAGUUCAGAGCAGAGAUGAAUGCAAUUGGUAGAACCCACCACAAGAAUCUAGUUCAGUUGCUUGGCUUCUGUGAUGAGGGGCCACAUCGACUUCUAGUCUAUGAGUUCAUGAGCAAUGGCUCCCUGGCAAGCUACCUCUUAGGAGAGAACAGACCCAGCUGGGAUCAGAGAGUGCAGAUCGCAUUCGGGGUUGCAAGAGGGCUAUCAUACUUGCACGAGGAAUGCAGCAGCCAGAUCAUACACUGCGACAUAAAACCUGAGAACAUACUCCUUGAUGACUGCUUUACAGCAAGAAUCUCCGACUUCGGACUGGCGAAGCUGCUGAUGCGAGAGCAGACGAGAACUCAAACAGACAUCAGGGGGACGAAAGGCUAUGUCGCACCCGAGUGGUUCAAAAAGAAAGCAAUCACAGCAAAAGUCGACGUAUAUAGUUUUGGUGUCAUGUUGCUUGAGAUUGUUUGUUGCAGGAAGAACAUUGCGCCGGAGUUUGGGAGUGAUGUGAGGGUCAUCCUCACAGACUGGGCUUAUGAUUGUUACAGCGAGAAGAGACUGGAUAUUCUAGUGGAACGUGAUGAAGAGGCAAUGAGCAACAGGAGAAUGCUUGAGAGGCUCGUGGCUGUGGCCCUUUGGUGCAUUCAGGAAGAGCCAUCCAUGAGGCCUUCCAUGAAGAAGGUGACACAGAUGCUGGAAGGUGCAGUUGAAGUUCCGGUGCCACCAGCUCCAACAUCCUUGAUCAGCUCGAUGUAUUAA
Elaeis guineensis (African oil palm) is the source of this 2433-nucleotide messenger RNA. RefSeq names its product G-type lectin S-receptor-like serine/threonine-protein kinase LECRK2. Gene Ontology annotation, biological process: protein phosphorylation. The record is from RefSeq and is a predicted model, not a curated record. Lineage: Eukaryota; Viridiplantae; Streptophyta; Magnoliopsida; Arecales; Arecaceae. Gene Ontology annotation, molecular function: ATP binding; protein serine/threonine kinase activity.